UAACUCUGAUAACUGUGAAUUAAUAAUGUAACACAGAAAUUAACUUUAUUCAUUGUAUUUAUGCUUCACCUUCGGAAAAUCCACAGCUCUAUUUAAUUUUCACUAUUUAAAUUUCGCGUCUCUAUCUAAACUCCACAGCUCUAUUUAAUUUUCUCUAUUCAAAUUCUGGAUUUCUAUUUGAAUCCCACAGCUCUAUCUAAUUUUCACAAUUUAAAUCCCGCAUCUCUAUCUAAAUGUCACUGUUAUAUUCAAAUUCCACAGCUCCAUUAUUUAGAAUGGCACGGCCCUAUUUAAUUUAAUUGAUUAUGCUUUAUGCUUAUUAUACGUUAAAUAUUUUCAGCAGGACUUGACACAAACAAUUAAAUGAACGUGUGGAUGCCUGAUGAUGGCUGGACAGGUAAUAAAGCUAUUAGUGGGUUGUAUUUAUUUAUUUAUUUUAUGUAAUAUACACAAACAGUACAUUUCAUAAGAAAGACUGUUUAUAACAUGGCUACAGUGUUCUCAGUUUUGCAUUUUAACUCGGACACUGGUCAACAGGACCGGUCACCAAGUAGAUUUACCGGUCCUGCACCAAAAUUGUUCGUCCUACUCGCGACUCAAAAUAUGAAAUAUGUGCUGUAUAACUUGUCAAUCUUUCGCAUUAUCAUUUUUUCAUAUGACUGAAUUAAAUAAAAUUAUCUCCAUUUUCCCAAAUUCUUCUUUCAAAAAUGAUAAGAGAGGUCAGCUCAAGGCCAUUAAUAAUUACACCGAUCUCUUUGAAAAACUCUGGAAGUUUACAACUACAUGUAGAAUAUAAUUAUAUUCAUUAUAAGCGUCAUAAUACCUUCUGUUUUAAACUGGAGACACAUAAAAUCGUGCUUCAAAGGAGAGUGGGGAAUGGGGAAGUCGGAAACUUGGCCUGCUUAAAAUUCCUUAUAAACAAUUAAAAAUGGCCGAGUUUCGAAAUCUUAAAUUGUGGGCGCAUGGGAUGGGGAAAUAAAGGGGAUUUGAAGACUUCAUGAACUAAAACAGCUAAAAUUUUACCUGAAUAUCAUAAUAUUUCAGUGUAAAUGAAAUUAUACAUUUUCUAAAAGAAAAUGAUAUAGCUUAAUUAUCUUUGCAUUUUGCUGAUAAACAGAAAUAAUGGAGCGAUAAGCAUUAUUGAGUAAACACGACAAGCCGACAGUAAUUACGGACACUUGCAGGUUGCUCGAUAGAUAAUGCACAGAUGUUAGAAAUAACUUGUGUACGUGGUCAGUGGGUAAGGAUGCACUAACUGACCACCGGGGUCAGUUCAGAAAUAAGUAACUUCUCACAUAGAGUCAGGGAGAUGAGGAUGCUGAAUCCCCAUAUUAGGAUAAGCGUUAUUUAAGAAUAAUAAUAGGUGGUAUAAAAACGCGCGCAAGGCGAACAGUCGUCAGAAUUCCUUGGCUAAAUUCUGACGAAGUCUUGCUGUUUUUAGGUGCUGAGGACGCUAUACAUCAAAGUUAACGGGUUAGACUUUUCGCGUUCGAAUUGAGAUUGGUUCAGUGGUUAUCGCUAAAGGAAUUUAUUUAGUUUAUAAUCCAUAAGGGGAGACUGAACUUGUAUUAAUUCCAUUGACCUAAGACCCUCUAAUUAUAAAGAAUACCCAGAAUACAGAAAAUUCAUAAAUAUCAUACCAAGAGAAUAAACGUUAUUAUAUAAACUUCAAAUCCUCAAAUCAGUGACGAAGGGGUUGGGGGUACUCAGACUUCGCUACAUGGGUUAAAUUCAUAACUUUCCAGCACAUAUUAUCAUUCACUACUGCCAUCAAAAUAUGGAAUUUGGAGGCUAGAGGUAGCAGUCCCAAUACAUCUUUAUUUCCUAUGUAGGGGAAUAAGAUUUGAAAUUUCAAUUUAUACUUUAAAAAUAAACAAUUUUGAUUGUGCUCUUUCUAACUGUAGAAUAGAUCCCCAGUAUCCCUUGCUUGUCGUAAGAGGCGACUAAAUGGGGCGGUCCUUCGGAUGAGACCGCAAAAACCGAGGCGCCGUGUCACAGCAGGUAUGGCACAAUAAAGAUCCCUCCCUGCGCAAAGACUGUAAUCGCCGAGCAUAAACCUAAAUUUUGCAACACUUCACCGGCAGUGGUGACGUCUCCAUAUGAGUGAAAUAUUCUCGAGAGGACGUUAAACAAUAUUUAAUCAAUCAAUCAAUCUAAUUGAUCUUGCUAUUUAAAUCAAUAUGAAUAUUUGCUCCUGGGUUAAUGUUAGAAGUGUAAGUAUUUGUUUUUGUGCAAUAGGGGAGCUCCACCUCAAUGCAAUUUUGUACACCCACAUUCUGUCUUUAAAAUGAAGGAAUUUGUCAUUUCGUUCUCCGGUUGUAGAUGAGUUCUUAUUCAGCCGAACACUUAUCUAAUCUAUGUGUGCCUGUUAUGUACAUAUAUGUUUCUCCUUAACCACAGGGUCACAGUCAGAUAAUUUUAUAAACUUAAAGCAUUUAGGCACGGAUCUAGUAAAAAUCAAUUUCAGGAAGCGAACUCCUCCAUCUAAAAAAAAAUCAUAAUUGAAAUUGAAUAGUCUGCGAAUAAAUCUAGUGUUUCUAAUUUUGGAAUAUCAAUACAUUAAUCAACUGUCACCCACGUAUCACCGUGUUAAAUCAUUCUUUAUAUAAAUAGAAACCAAACCUUAACCAGCACCCCGCCCCAAAAAAGGAUUAGGCAUAUUUAUAUCCCACAUAGCUUUCCAUGUCUCUGAAUACUCUGCCUACGUCACAGUUUUGUCCCGUUUCUGAAGACAUUUUCAGUGUGUGUUUUCUGCACGUCGAUGUUGCGGACAUUGUAUUCUCUAUAUCUACACGGACAGUGAAAUUUAUGAUUUAUGUGCUUUUUGGCAUGACAACGCCGACCAUCGACUCAUCAUUUACAGAUGUAAACAUAAUGUGUUCCAUUUCUUUCGAAAAAGAAGUUGAACGCCGAGGUUACGACAAAUUCGUCGAAUUUGAAAUGAAACCGAAAGUUGAUUUGUAAUAUAAAGAUGGCAACAUCACUAGACAGCUCUUCGAUGGAGGAUGUUACAUUGUGUUCUAUAUGUUUCGAAAAGUUCAAGUCGCCGAGGUUUUUACCGUGUACACAUUCCUUCUGUCACGGGUGUUUAUCGUCCUACAUCGUGAGCUUGUGUAAAUCUACGGAGACUCGUUUAGGAUUUAAUUGUCCAUUAUGCCGUGAGUAUACCCCCAGUCCUGGCGCCUUCGAUGAGCCAGACGAGUGGGCGGGGCUUUUUCCUGUGAAUGAAAUGUUGAGGAAAAUUGUAGACAAAUCAGACCAAUUGCUUUGUGAGCCAUGCUUGAGAGAAAAAGAAGAAGAGGAGGCAUCGGACUACUGCUUUUCAUGUUUAGAACAUUUAUGCAAAAUGUGUACGAAGUACCACAGGAAGAAUUUGUCGUCACGAGACCACAAAGUAUCUCCAUUGAAUGAACUGAAAUCGGCGAACAGAAGAUCCAUUGUUGAUAUCUCAAACAGCUGUGCCACGCAUAAGGAUGAAAAGGUUAGGUUCUAUUGCUUUGAUCACGAACAGCCCUGUUGCGCAAUGUGUGGUGGCAUGGAACAUAGGAAAUGUGAGCAGUUUGAUACUAUUGAAAAUGCUGUACGUGUUUUUAAGGAAAGCGGCAAGGUUGACUCUAUUAUGGAUGAUGUAAACAAGUUUAAAAGUAAAUUAGAAAAUGCCAAAAACGAAGAAGAGAAGAAUAUAACGGAAAUCGAAAAUUCGGUUGAUGAAAUGAUAGCGAGAUCGGAAGAGGAUUUUAAAACUGUUGUUGACCACUUGCAGAAAUUGCAACAUGGAUAUAUAGAAGAAAUAUCCAGUUCUCUGAAGAAAAGCAAGGAAAAAUUGCAAACAUCUAUAGGCACCUUAACGGAUGGAAUACAAUGUACAGAGUAUUGCAGCAAAAUGUUUGAGCAAGCCCGAAUCAGUGAAAAUGAAACGGAGUUCAUGAUGAAGUUUCAUACGUCGAAACUAACGUACGAACAUUUAAAACACGUGAAUUUUUCACGAAAGCGCAUCAUGAUCUCUACGAAAAAGGAUCCCAUUUUAACGGAAAUUUUGAAUAUGACAGCUCUUUCUGACGUUCACCAUACCGAAUCCUCUCGUCAACUUUAUUUUGAUGUUCGAACUGUAGAAAUGUCUUUGAUAAAGGAAUUUAGCAUUGAUGGGGCUGUCGUGUACGAUGGUAUAUUUUUGUCCAAUGGCACUUUUGUGAUAGCGGAUUACAGAGAUGAUGGAAAAUGCGUGUCUUUUGACAAACAUUGGGUCUCCAGCAUAUUUGGUGAACAUCUUAAGAAACCAUUCGGUUUGAUAGAAAAGGAUGAAGAAGUUCUCGUGACUUGCAGUGGCUCAAAAAGUAUUGAAGUAUUUUCUUCAUCAGAUUUUCACAAACUUCGAAGUAUUCCCAUGACUGAAUCAGUUUUUGGGAUAACAAACAGGAGGGGCGACAUAUAUGUUGCGUGCGGAUCGAAAAUCAUUAAAAUCGAUAACGCGGGUAGGAUAUUGAAAACAUAUAACGUAGAAGGGGUAAAUAAUGUAAAUAUACUUGCAACAAACACUGGUCUUAUUGUGUGCAGUGAUUGGAAGAUAAACAACGUGACGGCGAUUACCGAUCAGGGAAACAUUGCCUCGAAGUAUACAAAUCGUAACCUGAAAUUUCCAUUUGGAAUCGAUCAAGACUCUGUCGGUAACAUAUACGUUACAGGAAGAGAUAGCAACAAUGUCCACGUGUUGUCUGAAAACGGUGAACUCAUUAGGGUGUUGGAAGACAUCUCAAAACCAAUCUUCUUUAGAUUAAAUGAAGAGAUGGGUGUUAUAUGUGUUUGUAGUAAUCUUAAAGACCUAAGAGUAUUUGAAGUUUAAGUUUCCCAGGAACAUGACAUUGUAUUGAUUCUGAACAACAACAGCGACAGUGCUAUACAAUGUCAGAAAAUCUUCUUAAAACAUUGUUGUUUAUCACAAACACUGAGGACAUAACAUUGAAUUUGAUAUCAAAAGAAAUAAAAUAAAACCAUAGAUUUGACAUAAAUCUUUCUUUUACUGAUUUGAUCUUUUCAUUGUACUGGUAGUUGUUUUGCUUGUACACCCCAGUAUUUGUUACAUUUUUCAUUGGCAAAUUGGAAGGAUAAUUUUAAAGUUUUGCGAAAUAAAGGUGUAUUCAACAGAA
Ostrea edulis (European flat oyster) is the source of this 5144-nucleotide messenger RNA. Its product is annotated as E3 ubiquitin-protein ligase Midline-1-like. Bases 2972 to 4840 code for a protein of 622 amino acids. The transcript has a single exon. Lineage: Eukaryota; Metazoa; Mollusca; Bivalvia; Ostreida; Ostreidae. Gene Ontology annotation, molecular function: zinc ion binding. The record is from RefSeq and is a predicted model, not a curated record.